This is a messenger RNA of Cydia pomonella (codling moth), 4946 nucleotides long. RefSeq names its product SREBP regulating gene protein. Lineage: Eukaryota; Metazoa; Arthropoda; Insecta; Lepidoptera; Tortricidae. The transcript is spliced from 4 exons. Gene Ontology annotation, biological process: positive regulation of SREBP signaling pathway. Bases 246 to 848 code for a protein of 200 amino acids. The record is from RefSeq and is a predicted model, not a curated record.
AUUUGUCACUAAUAAUACUUCAAUUUAGUUUAGUUUUUGUACACAACAGAAUCGUAAUCUAGAUCAUUUCGAGGCUUAUAAUCAAUUAUGCAAUUAAACAAACAUAUAUGACAGCAAUGACGAAAGUAGAAAGAUCAUUAAAAUCUACUAAUCACGUUCCAUCGUGAUAAGUCUUUAAAAAUGGUAGUGCGCACGCUAAGUGUCAACACAGUUUCUUGUUUCAAAUCUCAUUUAGAAGAUUUAAGAUGUGGUACGCGGCUUUAGUUAGGUUUAUCCGAAGACGGCUCGUCUUAGGGAUAAUAUUUGUAUCCUCACUGACUUACUGCAUCGUCAGUUUUUGGAGAGAGGGAGGAAGCAGGAACAUGGCAUACCAGGACAUCAUGAUUGAGAGGAAGCCAUUUGUGUGGCGAACGCUACAGGAGCACAAUGAUACAGUAGAUAAUAUUGUGUGCAGGAACUCUGUGCAGGGGAAAACCUUCAUAGUUGAUGAUAGAGGCUAUGUUUGCAAAAGAAACCACAUGAACAAGAAUGGCUGCUGUGACCCAGAUGCAGAGUCGACCAAGAGAUAUGGCUGUGACAGCUGCAAAGAGAACCACUGCUGUGCUAUCUACGAAUUCUGUGUCUCAUGUUGCUUAGACCCGGGCAAGAGAGACAUGUUAGAAUUGGUGCUAUCAAAACUAUCAGCAGAAGAAAAUGUUUUAUUCCGCUCACUAUCAGAUGACUAUGAAUUGUGCUUGACCAAAUGCCGCACCAGCUCGCACAGCGUGCAGCACGAGAACUCUUACAAGGACCCAACACACAAACACUGCUUUGGGGAUGAACCUCCGGGGACGAGAAGCCCUGAUUAACAGUUGCUUACUUUUCCGGUAGUGGUUCCUUUUGCUGUAUUUUACUCAUAAAGAUUUUUUGACUCGGUUUUCUAUGACAGUAUCAAAAGCUACAAAGUUCAGUAACUAAGAGAAGUUCAAAAUGAGCUUUGAGCUAUAGCUAUGGGGAUAACUUGACCCUCAAUCUAGGUGGCAACACCAAUAUGCCUAGUCUUUACAUCGGUUAGAGGUGACAAGUUCUUGAAAAACCUCAGGAGAUGCCUGGAAUGUGUUUAGAAACGUCUAAGAUAAUAUAUAUGAACUUAGAAUCUGCAUUUUUUUUUCUAAGUGCAGCAAUACAAUGAGCGACACUAAUAAGAGUAUUUAUAGAGUUACCAUUAAUCAGAAUGUGUUGUGUCAGUGCUGGAAUUUUGCAAUAGAUAUUACGCUGAAACGUUAUAUGCAUAUUGGUUAAAUAUAUAUAAAUAUGUGUGGUACCAAUAUAUAGCGACAUUAGCGGCUUAACGCACGCCGCUGCCGCGCGUACUUAUUAGGCGGGCCAGGCGGGGCCUCUAACAUCUUUACAGUUUGACUUGACGUUAUGCCUGAUGUUGCUUAUACCCUCCACUUGUGCAUAUCUCUUUUACUAUAAAUUGUAAAAUGAUACUGCUGCUUUCAUGGCGUAAACGCAACGUGAGGGUUAACACAAUGAAUUUAUAAUAAUUAUAGUACUAAGAGACAUAGUUAAUAACGUUUAACACUUAAAUGUCCUUGCCAAAGUUAGACUGCGGGGUGGUUUUCACUGGUAAAAAUGCAGUUUAAAAUACUUAAAGCAUUAGUAACUAAGAGAUUAUUUACUUAUUAAGCUUAACUAAGACAAUUUAACAAUAAAGACAGUACAAUUCUGUACAAAGUCGCGGUCUGUGCAAUUGUUGUAGAUGGCGCCACUACAUAUUUUGUCAUUAGAUAUUCAUUGAUUGCACUUGUAAAGUCGCAAGACAAAUUCUUGCGUAGAAUUUGGCACCUAAUUUACUAACAUUAUUCGGUAAUUCUGGUUGUCAAACGUUGGUUUUUGACAUCUGACGCACCACAGAACAUAUGGUGCCGUUGAUACAUCUUCCUCAGCUGUCAAAAACUUUACCCGUGAAAUUAAUGAAUCUUUGUUUGUAAUACAUGUAUGGAACUGAGACUGAGACGUGGCUGAGAUGUCACACCUACCACUUUUUGCAUUGAAAACAAUUGUUUUGUCUUUAUUAUCAAUUUGUCUCUGGUAAGAGUAUGUAUACGUAAUGUCCAUUAAAUUAGUUAUUUUUUUAUACAUGAAAGUUAGUAUGUCGUAAAUUAUAAGCAAGAGCAAAAAACAAGAGGCAAACGUGAAUAUAUAAAUAUGGACAUUACAUCUGUUUCGAUAUUUCAGGGAUUCUUUGCUUGAUAGAAUUUUUAAAAGGUGCAAUAUGUAAUAACACACAUGUAUAGUCACUGUAAUAACUGAUAUUGACGAAUAACACUCCACCAGUGAAAUAAAACAAGAGAUGUAGUUAAGUAUUUCUUAUAAAUUACAGAAUACAGUCUAUCUUAGGAACUACUUACCCUAUGCCUUAUCGACGCGCUAGAUUCAGUUUAGCGACCAGAGAUUCCAACUAGAUAUAUUAUUAGAUAUUCAGCUGUUAUAAAUCAAUUUGUUAAAGAGAAUAGAGUUAUAUAUUAAAAAAUAAUCCUUCAUUUGGUAGUAACCUGCACAAGUACAUAUACUGCUUUUACAAUUAUUGACAAAACCUUAUUAACUUUUACAAUUCGGACUACGGAUUCUUAAAGUGACAAUCUACUUACACUCGUAGAUAUGAACAACCUAAUGAUCAUAUUUAAAAAAAAAACGUUUAGACCACAUGAAUUUAAUUAGGUACCAAUUGACAAAAUAAUUUACGAAUUAUUUUUUGUACGACAGGCCACAAACAACCUGUAUAUCUAUUUAGCCAAAUACCUACCCAGACCAAUAAAAUUAUGUACAUACAUAAGUAGGUAAAUGACUAGGCGCACGUGUUAAGUUUUUCCCGGUAAUUACAGGGUGGACAAAUAAGAAGUAUACAUUUUGUUUUUAAAUUUUAACUGUAUUAAGUUCAAAAAUUAUUAAUUAUUGUUUUAAAAAUAUAUUCUUCAGGGUUGGCAAAUUCAUGCGAAACAUAAUGUCUGACAUAUGUCCACCUCUAACAGCAGGCAAAUGUAAGCCCUUAUCAUCCCAAUGUUUAGCAUCUAUUCGCACAUUUUUGGCAUUAUCUUAGUACAUUUGUGUCGAAUACUCGGUUUUAACUGUUUAAAUUUCAUCAGCUCGUUAGCAUAGACACGUAAUUUUAGAUAGCCCCACAGAAAUAAGUCAAGAGCUGCAACAUUUGGGGAAUUUGGGUGCCAAUCACUGUCACUUUUUUUCAAAAUUAAUCGAGCAAACAACGUGUUUUAAACAACAGAAACAUUUGAGAUAAAAUUGCUUGCUGCUAGUGGUAGACAUUUGGCAGAAAUUAUCUUCCGUAUACAAUUGCCAACCCUGAAUAAUAUAUUUAUGAAAAAAAUAUUUAAUAAAAUUUCCACUUCUUGUAAUUAAAAUUUAAAAACAAAGUGUAUCAUUCUUAUUUGUCCACCCUGUAUAUUUAUUUCGACAGUAGUUUGUAUAGCACAAUUACUAUUUUAAUGUUAGGUAUUUGUUACGUUUAAAACAUGUGAGAAAUAAGGUAGAUGUCAAAAUGGUGGUCCUGACGCGUAGCGACCAAGUGAUGUUGUAAUUUCGCACAACUUGCGGUUUUUCACUAUUAUUCGCUAAAUGGCAAGUAAUUUCACCAUUUUUCAAAUGGCUUUUUUCAUAAUUCAUAUGGAUAAUAUUUUGGUAUCUUAUUCUACUUUUGCAAAGACAAAGGAACAUAUUAUCCAAAUAUCAAGGAUUUCAUUGCAGAUAAUCGAUACACCUACGGACGGAGAAUGAAGGCCAAGAAAGUUGUGUGAAAUUCAGACAAAUACAUCCACCUUAAGGACGUUAAAGAAAUUACAAUAAAUGAGAACACCAAAAUAUUUUAGUAUUUAAGUAAGUGUGGGAUUAUCGUUUUUAGGCAAAAGCAAAUGUCUUUAUAAAAGCGAUUAUAAAGUGUAUUUAAAUAGAGAGUAUACCAGGUUAAUUGCAAUAAAAAUGUACAUUGUGAAGGCCUUUUGAGUCUUAAUUCAUCCAUAUUAAAUUCAUUAUAAUGUAUCGAAAAUUACUCAUAUAAAUUGUAAUGUCAGUCAUACCAAAGAGAAUUUGAAAUAGAGGUGGAUUGUCGAAAAAAUUUUGUAGCCGCAGUAAAUUUACUGCUAUCUUUUGACACACGACAUGAUUAAAACUUUUAGAACGCCAUUUGACUUUGAUCCUUAUUCUUUCACUGAUAUGUGUUAAAUUUGUUAAAUAUCAAAAAGUGGCGCCUUCUAAUAAAACAAAGGCCAAAGGUAUCGUUUCGAGCGAUGGCGCCACAACCUUCAGCCGAUGCCCGGUAACAAUCCACCUCUAUUUCAAAUUCUCUUUAGUCAUACACAAGUUUAAAGCGCGCGCGUUUAGUAGCGUAAAAACAAUACUAGUUUUCGUAACAAUCGAAUCAAUUAAAUUAAGACUAAUUGCAAAAAAUGUCAUAGUUAAGUUCUUAACUGUGAAUUUUUUUGCAAUUCACCUACCGACUUGCUUUAUGCUACAAAGUCUUACAGUAAAGUACCUCCUUAAAAUUGAAGAGUGAACUGUAAAUAUAGCACUAGCUGAUCGAAGAUAUAGAUUGUAAGUUUGACCUAGAAUAGUAUUUUUUUACUAUAAAAUUAAGUUUAAGAAAUCUAUUUGAAACACAUCACAAAUCGUGCAUGUUUAUAUGCAGUUUGAGUUUCUAUGUAAUGUAAUGAAUGAUCUUUAAGGGCUUAUUUAGAGUGUAACAGAACUCGCGAAUGCGAGUUUCAUUACAUUGCGGUAUUUGAUAGGUCGGCUGAAAUGGAUGUAACCUCAAUAGUCCGCAACGUAACUAAAAUUGCAUGUCAGUUCGCGCGCCGUCUAAAUGAGCCCUAAAUCAGAACAAUGAUUGAUGGAUCUUCGAAGUGACAUGUACAUAUGUAAUUUGAAAAUAAAUCCUCUUCAAUCGUUUA